Molecule: messenger RNA, 1419 nt
Organism: Nyctereutes procyonoides (raccoon dog)
Lineage: Eukaryota; Metazoa; Chordata; Mammalia; Carnivora; Canidae
Gene: FEZF1
Product: FEZ family zinc finger 1
Exons: 4
Coding region: 1-1419 (472 amino acids)
Cellular component (GO): nucleus
Source: RefSeq, a predicted model, not a curated record
AUGGACGGCAGCCGGCCCGACGCGGCCGCGGGGAUGCGCACGGGCCCCGCGGGCGCCGCCAAGCCGCUGGCCUUCUCCAUCGAGCGCAUCAUGGCGCGCACGCCCGAGCCCCGGGCCCUGCCCGCGCCGCCCCUGCUGCCCGCCGCGGCGCCCAAGCCGGACGCCAAGCCGCCGCUGCAGCUCGGCCCGCCCGUGCCCUGCAUGAUCCCCUUCGUGCCCGCGGCCUACGACGCGGGCCCCAAGGGCGCGCCCGGCGGCCCCGAGCCGCGCAAGGCCGGCCCCGAGGCCCCCGCCGCGCCCGCCGCGCCCCCCGCGCCCCCCGCGCCCGCCGCGCCCGCCGCGCCCCCCGCGCUCCGCUGCGGCGACCUGCUGCACUGCGCGCUGAGCCUCAAGGGCGACCUGGCCCGCGACGCGCUGCCGCUGCCGCCCUACAGGCUGGUGCGGCCGCGCGUGGUCAACCACUCGUCCUUCCACGCCAUGGGCGCGCUGUGCUACCUGAACCGCGGCGACGGCCCGUGCCCGCCGGCCGCCGGCCUCAACAUCCACCCGGUGGCCUCCUACUUCCUCGGCUCCCCGCUGCACGCCGCGCCCAAGACCUACCUGGCCGAGAGGAACAAGCUGGGCGGCCCCGCGGCGGUGGCCUUCAAGGACUUGUCGCAGGCCCAGCUGCAGCACUACGUGAAGGAGAGCGCGCAGCUGCUGUCGGAGAAGCUCGCCUUCAAGGCCGCCGACUUCGGCCGCGGCUCCCCCCACGCCAAGCCCAAAGUUUUCACGUGCGAAGUGUGCGGCAAGGUCUUUAACGCACACUAUAACUUAACCCGUCACAUGCCCGUGCACACAGGAGCCAGACCCUUCGUUUGCAAAGUGUGUGGAAAGGGCUUCCGGCAGGCCAGCACCCUGUGCAGGCACAAGAUCAUUCACACCCAGGAAAAACCUCACAAAUGUAACCAGUGCGGCAAAGCAUUUAACAGAAGUUCCACUUUAAACACACAUACCCGAAUACACGCAGGCUACAAACCGUUUGUGUGUGAAUUCUGUGGCAAAGGAUUUCAUCAAAAAGGGAAUUACAAAAACCACAAGCUGACCCACAGCGGGGAGAAGCAGUUCAAGUGCAAUAUCUGCAACAAGGCCUUCCACCAGGUUUACAACCUCACCUUCCACAUGCACACUCACAACGACAAGAAGCCCUUCACCUGCCCCACGUGUGGCAAGGGCUUCUGCAGGAACUUUGACCUCAAGAAGCACGUCCGCAAGCUGCACGACAGCAGCCUGGGGCUGGCCCGCGCCUCAGCCGGGGAGCCCGGCGCCAACCCGUCGCCCCCUCUGCAGCAGAUGCCGCCCGCGACCCUGCCGCCGCCGCUGCCGCCGCUGCCGCCCCCUGGGCCCCUGCAGCCCGGCCUCCACCCGGCCCAUCAGUGA